AUGUCUCCAGCUGCUGCCCUCGAGAAUGCUGAAGUCGUCAGGAAAUUGCAAGAGUUAGCAAGUUCAGAGCCGAGCUAUCCUAAGCAAUACCAAGACAUCGAAGACAGCCUCGCACACCCUUACUUACGGCCCGACACAAAGCGGGGGUUUGUCAUACACGCCGCAUCUAGCAAAUACAAGACUGAGAACGACACAGAGAACGACACAGAGAACGACACACCUAGCAAUUAUAGUCCAGGCAGUAAAGUCCUGUUGACGCACUACACACCACUUCACACAGCGGAGAAGAGAUAG
Parastagonospora nodorum SN15 is the source of this 294-nucleotide messenger RNA. RefSeq lists its product as hypothetical. The record is from RefSeq and is a predicted model, not a curated record. Bases 1 to 294 code for a protein of 97 amino acids. The transcript has 2 exons. Lineage: Eukaryota; Fungi; Ascomycota; Dothideomycetes; Pleosporales; Phaeosphaeriaceae.